Molecule: messenger RNA, 165 nt
Organism: Hemiscyllium ocellatum (epaulette shark)
Lineage: Eukaryota; Metazoa; Chordata; Chondrichthyes; Orectolobiformes; Hemiscylliidae
Product: RNA-binding protein 25-like
Exons: 2
Source: RefSeq, a predicted model, not a curated record
GUGCGAGAGAAAAAGCAAGAAAGAAAGAGAGAGACAGAAAAGGCGAGAGAGCGGGAAAGCGAGAGAGCGGGAAAGCGAGAGAGCGAGAGGAAAAGCGAGAGAGCGAGAGAAAACAAGCAAGCGAGAGAGAGAAAAAAAGCGAGAGACAGACAGAAAAAGCGAGUG